AUGGCGACUCUCAAUCAAACCAGCUUGCAGCCUGCCUCCUUCCUUCUGCUGGGCAUGGCAGGCCUGGAGGACCUGCACACCUGGCUCUCCAUCCCGUUCUGCCUGUUGUACAUCGCAGCACUCCUUGGCAACUUCAUCCUCUUAUUUGUCAUUGUGACGGAACGAAGCCUGCAUGAGCCAAUGUACCUCUUCCUGGCCAUGUUAGCAGUGGCAGAUCUCGUAUUAUCCUCCUCCACAGUGCCCAAAGCCCUGAGCAUAUUCUGGCGCCUUUCCAAGGAGACGUCUUUCCACGCCUGCCUUACCCAGAUGUUCUUUACACACCUGAGCUUCAUUGCAGAGUCGACCAUUCUGCUGGCCAUGGCAUUCGACCGGUACGUGGCCAUCUGCAACCCUCUGCGAUAUGCCGCAGUGUUCACGCACUCGGUGAUAGCCAAGGUAGGGCUGGCUGCAAUAGCCAGGAGCUUUUGUGUAAUGUUCCCAACAAUAUUCCUCCUUCAGAGGCUGCCAUACUGCAGACACAGCAUUAUGCCACACACCUACUGUGAGCACAUGGGCAUCGCCCGGUUGGCCUGUGCCGACAUCUCCGUUAACAUCUGGUACGGCUUUGCCACCACCCUUCUGUCCCCAGGCGUGGACAUUGUGCUCAUCGGGAUAUCAUACAUCCUCAUUCUCCGAGCUGUCUUCAGGCUCUCGUCCAAGGAUGCCCAGCUCAAGGCAGUUGGCACCUGCAGCUCUCAUGCCAGCGUUAUAUUAAUGUUCUACACACCAGCAUUUUUCUCAUUUUUCACUCAUCGAUUUGGCCACAAUGUCCCCCACCAUGUUCACAUCCUGUUGGCCAAUCUCUAUGUGCUCCUGCCACCCAUGCUAAACCCCAUCAUCUACACUAUGAAAAACAAACUGAUUCGAGAAAAGGUGUCCCAAGUACUCUUCAGGACUGGGCAAAUGCGGUGA
Gavia stellata (red-throated loon) is the source of this 951-nucleotide messenger RNA. Its product is annotated as olfactory receptor 52B2-like. The record is from RefSeq and is a predicted model, not a curated record. The coding region runs from base 1 to 951 and encodes 316 amino acids. Lineage: Eukaryota; Metazoa; Chordata; Aves; Gaviiformes; Gaviidae. Gene Ontology annotation, biological process: G protein-coupled receptor signaling pathway. Gene Ontology annotation, cellular component: membrane. Gene Ontology annotation, molecular function: G protein-coupled receptor activity; olfactory receptor activity. The transcript has a single exon.